Mytilus trossulus (common blue mussel) is the source of this 1029-nucleotide messenger RNA. RefSeq names its product G-protein coupled receptor 157-like. The record is from RefSeq and is a predicted model, not a curated record. The coding region runs from base 1 to 1029 and encodes 342 amino acids. Gene Ontology annotation, biological process: cell surface receptor signaling pathway; adenylate cyclase-activating G protein-coupled receptor signaling pathway. The transcript has 3 exons. Gene Ontology annotation, cellular component: plasma membrane. Lineage: Eukaryota; Metazoa; Mollusca; Bivalvia; Mytilida; Mytilidae. Gene Ontology annotation, molecular function: G protein-coupled receptor activity.
AUGAAUCAGACAGUUUUAAAUGUAUCUGAUCUGACAAUAUCGGCCAAUAUUACAACUGUUAGUGCUUCCUUGUCACUUUUAGGAGGAUUAAUAAUAAUUUGGUCGUACAGAUGUAUCCCUGCAACACGAAAUCAAGUUCGUGCCAUGUUAGUGGCUCUUACUGUUGCCGAUAUGAUGACUGCUUUUGGCCAAGAAAUAGCCGGAGUAAGAUGGUACAACCUUGGUAUGAACAACUCCACAACAUCGGACACUUUAUGCGAAGUUCAAAGUUUUUUGACAACAUUUUCAUGUAUGGCAUCAUUCUUUUGGACAACAUUUAUAGCGCUUUACCUAUUCAUAUGUGUUUGGUAUUCGACAGAUCUACUUUUGUCUAGAUCGCAACGUUUCCUGUUGCAAUGUAUUGCAUGGGGAAUCCCAGGAAUUAUAACAUCAACAGCAUUGGCUUAUGGAGUUCUCGGAAAUAAUGGUUUUGCUUUAAAUGGAGUUUGGUGUUGGCUUAAUAAAACAUCUAAAGACAAAUACGGAAUCCUUUGGAUGUUACUAACAGGAAAAGGCUGGGAAAUACUUACUUACCUGAUUACAGCUUCAUUAUAUAUUUUACUAAAAAUAAGAACAUUCCUGAAGAGAAGACGCCACAAUUCUUAUCUAUGGAAUCAAGCCAGCAAUGGGUUGCGGAGAGAGGACGAACUUUUUUGUUUUACUUGGUUGAUCCUUUAUUGUCUCAGGUUUUGGGGGACUGUCAGAUUUUUUAUUAAUAUUAUUGACAAUGGCAGUCAUCCAAAAAGCUUUUAUUUUGAAAAUUUUAAAUUGGUAUUACUGUUUCUACAAUCCUAUGGAGAUAGUGCGCAAGCUUUCUGGAAUUUCAUUUUAUUUUGUGUCUGUGAUAAUACUGUUCGUUCUUUUAGUUUGAACAAUUGUCUUUCUUUUUCACAUAAUGAAAUGGCCUAUUCUGAUAUUCGUUCCCAUACUGAGGAAGGGUUAGAUACAAAUUUACAACACGCCAAUGAGCAAAGCCCUCUGUUACAUUAG